AUGGAGCAACUUUGCGGAUCAGCAAAUGAAGACAAGGAACCAAGCAAUACAGAAAAGGAAGACGAUAACGAGGUUGGAAAACAUGGUAUUGACGCAGUGAUGCCAAUGAAGAUGAUAGCUGGCGGGCAGCGGCGAUAUGGAGCACCCCAACUGCUAGUAUUAGUGACCAAUGAUAAAAGCUGGCGUGCUAAUAGUGGUGGCGCAGACGCAAGCUGCAUAGCAGCCGAAAAAGUGAUAUCAAGGUGUCUGCGGGAAGCGACACAGCACGUAUCACCCACGUGGGUUGCUGCAGGUGGCUUCAAGGAUGACGACACUCGAACCAUGCUAGCCGGCAAAAGAGCGAUACCAAACAGGCUUCGGGCGUUUCUAGUAGCUGGCGGCUGGCGCGUUGAUGCAACGUGUGGUCAACUACAGCUAACGCUGACUAAGAUACAAGGAGUCACAGUAGUCCAGAGAGCAACGUGA
Messenger RNA from Zychaea mexicana, 465 nucleotides. RefSeq lists its product as uncharacterized. The record is from RefSeq and is a predicted model, not a curated record. The transcript is spliced from 2 exons. NCBI's taxonomy places the organism in Eukaryota, Fungi, Mucoromycota, Mucoromycetes, Mucorales, Lichtheimiaceae. Bases 1 to 465 code for a protein of 154 amino acids.